ACCAUUUUCCAUUUCCUGCCUUCACUGCAUUCAUCAGCACAGGCUGGUGACCACCUUCACUACGAGGUCAGCAAUAACAACACAGUUGAACUCGUGUAUGUACUUAGCACCUCCAAUUUCAGUUGUCUGCAGACAGCUGCAUUUGGAAUAAGUCUUCUUUUAAUGCCAGGCUUCUGACUUUCUCUGGAAUUGCUUCGAAAGGUGAGAGACCUUGUUUUCUUUUGUCCAUGGAGUUCCCAUUUUUUCAUGGAAAGAUAACAAGAAGAACCUGUGAAGAACUGCUGAGCAAGAAUGGAAAGAAUGGUAGCUAUUUAAUACGAGAGAGUGAAAGCGUGGAAGGAGCCUUGUGUCUCUGUGUUUUCUUUGAAGACCUCAUCUACACUUACCGUAUCUUCAGGGAACACCAAGGAUAUUUCAGAAUACAGACUUCUGAAGGUGUUCCAGCCAAGAUCUUCAGAACAUUAAAGGACUUAAUAUACAAUUAUCAAAAGCCAGACCAAGGACUAAUAACAAACCUCCGCUACCCAGUAAAGAAACAAAAGGCCUCACAAAGAAGCCAGAGUUUCAAGUCAGGAAAGAAUGAAAUUUAUGAUGAAAUUGAUGACAGUGAUUACAUUGAUGUCUUACCCUGAAGGAUCUGCAACCUGAUGAUUUGGGAAGCUGCUGUUUCAGGUUGUGCCACAGCACAAUGGAUCAGCUGGGGAGAGCUGCCAGCUGAGCAUUCUCUGCUGUGGAUCUGUACCUCUGGAAUUAGUCUUCUCCUUUUGCAGAACGUCAGAGCAGCUGUAUUUUCUCCUAGUAGAUCCAGUACAAGCUACUAUAUAUUUUUGUUUAGCAAUAAAAGAAUUAAUUUUUUUAACACACACAUGUACAAAUACACAUACACAUACCUAUGGCAGGGAAGGGUAUCUGUAUGCAUGUAUGUGUAUUUUGGUUUUUUAGUCAGCAAACUGUCCAAGAUGUCUAGUGUUAAUAUGAACAAUUUGUUAGAAAGCAGCAAUAUAAAUACAACAAAUGAAUGUGCAUAAAGCAGUAGUUUAUGGCAGAACUGAUAUGUGUUGAUAAAAACCAUACACGACAAAAAUUCUAUUGGCAUCAUAUGAGGCAUAAAACCCUCUAAACUCUGUUAAACCUCUGAACUCUUAUUUUGUGCAUGAUUCAUGUUAUCUCAUUGUUGGAUAAGUAGAUAGUAUUUCACCUAUACUAGUAGUAUCCUGUAGUUUGGAAUAAUCUAAAUUAAAACAAAAAGGCUGUGUUAAAUCCAUGCCAUAAAUAAUUAAUCAGCAAUAUGAAAAUGGUUUGAAUGCUUUUAAUAUUGAUGAGUGGUUCUGGUAGAUUACAAGAGGAGUGCAAGUUCUACAUGCAUGUCUGUAUGAACACAUUUGGGUUUUUUCAUAGGUACUGUACAUAUGAGAAUGCUUACUACAUUUCAUUUGCUACUGCCAUUAGCUCUGUAUUAUAAUAUGGCUUUGGGUAUUUUUUUAAUGUAAGAAUUUGCUUUAGUCUUAGCCCUGAUCUUAAAUAUUUAAUACAUACUUUUGUUCUGAAGGUGGCUGCAACUAGCAGCCAAAGCCGGAACUGGAACGUAUGUCCUGAUUUUCCUAGUCGCUAGUACCAACUCCCUCUCCAUUUGUGAUCUUAAGGACAACAUUUACAUUGGUUGUGUGUUUGUUUAAGAUCUUUCACAAAUCAUGUAUGCAUUUUAAUGGGUAAUACUAGUUAGAUUUCUUUCUAUUAUGUUUCUUUCACACCACUAUUUAUUAAAGGACUUUUAGACCUUUCA
Molecule: messenger RNA, 1783 nt
Organism: Harpia harpyja (harpy eagle)
Lineage: Eukaryota; Metazoa; Chordata; Aves; Accipitriformes; Accipitridae
Gene: SH2D1B
Product: SH2 domain containing 1B
Exons: 4
Coding region: 228-632 (134 amino acids)
Source: RefSeq, a predicted model, not a curated record